CACUUGAUUAGCUCUCUGUUUCGUUUUCGUUCAGGACUCAAGGAAGUGACUACGUUGAAUGUGUGUCCUCUCAGAGCCCUUACACCACUGAUGCUGAUCAAGAGGAGAGGCCCUACGUGUUGCAUUGCGUCCAGUAUGGCUUCACUAGCAGUGCUCAUGAUGGUGUUGUACGGCACCAUCGGCAGUCAGCAGUCAGGGAGCUCCAGCUUCAGGCACGACUACCAGCUGCUGGGAAGACCCCUCUACAAGCUGGACCUGAGCUGGCCGAAGAACCCGGAGCUGUUCACCGGGGAGGUGUUUGGAGUAGCUGUCAACCAGUACGCUGGUGCCGUGUAUGUGGCGCAGAGAGGUGACAAUGUGCCCAAGGUGCUGGUGUUCACCACAGAUGGAGAUUUCCUCAUGUCCUGGAACACAACCACCCUGGAGAUGCCUCAUGGAAUAUUCUUAGCAGACCCCGCCUCUUUGAACCCCACUGUGUGGAUCACAGAUGUGGGGGACGGCCCGUACGGCCACUGCAUCAAACAGUACUCACCAUCUGGGAAGCUUCUGCAGGUGCUUGGUACGCCGGGGGAGGCAGGCUCUGGGUUGAACCCUCUGCAGUUCGACCAACCGGCUGAGAUCUUCGUCCACGACUCCGGAGAGAUGUACAUCGUGGACGGUGACGGCGGGAUGAACAACCGCCUCAUCAAGCUGUCCAAAGAGCAGCAGGUGUUAUGGAUGCACGGAGAGAAGGGACAAGGCCCGGCUCAUUUCAACAUCCCCCACAGCGUGACUGUGGACAGCGUCCAGAGGGUGUGGGUGGCCGACAGGGGAAACAAGAGGAUCCAGGUCUUUAACUCCAUCACCGGGGACUGGCUGGGGACGUGGGGGAGCUGCUUCACGGAGGAUGCGCCCUAUUCGGUCCGCCUGACCCCGGACAAGAAGUACUUUGUCGUUGUCCAGCUCAACACCAACCAGAUUUCGCUGCUGGACGCUCCACCGGUGGGUUCGAUUGGCCAGUGCAGUGUGGCCAGCGUGAUCCAGCUGGCUGACGAAGUGAAGCCCCACCUGGUGGACCUGGACCUGAAGUCAGGGGCCCUGUACGUGGCUGAAAUUGGAGCUCAGCAGGCCCAGAAGUUCACCCCCUUCAGUCUGGGUGGGAGUUUCCUGUAGUGACACACUUUGAAAUGGCCUGAUGGAUCAGAAACUAACUGCGCCUCUAAUGAGCAUUACCAACCAUUUAAAACUGGACUGACAAGGUCCACCUUUUACCUAAUUUGCAAUCAUGUGAUGUCAGAAUGAAGAACCCUAUAAUAAGAUAAGACAUCAGAUGUUAAGAUGUCAAAGUGUCCCCUGACAACCCUGUCUCAUAGAAAUUACAUUUUUAUAUCUCGAGUUUGCAACAUAUAUGUUUUGAAAAAAAACCCACAAUGCCAAGGCCAGUGUACAGCAUUUUGUGGGACUUAUUCCAAGAAAUGUAAUAUAAUAUUCAUAAUUAUGUUUUCAAAAGUGAAUAAUCAACUGAAACUCCGCCAUGUUGCACUGUAAUGAUUCUAUGGUGCCCAGAACGGUACCGCUCACUAAUCCAUCCAUGGUAUUUGGCAAAACCAUCUGGUAUAUAAAUGUCAUUAUUUGAAACAGGGUUUCGUCUGCGUAUGCUGCUUUAAAAAGUUCAAAUAAGUAAAAAAGCUGCAGGAUGUCUGUUUGUAAGCAAAUAUUACAAAACCAAUUUAGCAGUGUAAAAUUUCUGCUACUACAAAAUGAAAUGCAGUUGAAUUGGUUUCUUCACAAUAGAUGAGGUGUCAUGCUGACUAGUUAUUUGUUAUGUUAUUUGACAGUGCUACCAUUGUUACUUGCUGUUUGGGAAGUUAUUUGCCAUUUGUUUUUUUACUUGAAUUCUUAAAAAGACGCGUGCUGUUUCUUUUUUCUCUGAAGUCACUUUAAACUCCUUUGUUCUUUUUAUUCAGCCUUUGGCCACUAUAUGGAUCUUUUUAAAGACAUUUAAAAAAUGUCUUCAAAAUCUUAAUGCACAGUGUGAUCUAAGUUGUCUAUACAUUUUAUUGAAGCACUUCAUAAUGCAGUGAAUAAAUACAGUGUAUGGCUGGGUAAUUCUCUCUGAAAAAUUAGUUUGCCAUUGUAGGUGUAUAGGUAAUUAUUUUUGCAGUAUAUUGCCUGUAUUACAGAAUCAUCCGUAUUGUGAUAUCAUCCUCACUGUGAGAAAUGUAUUGUGAUAGCUUCUUUGCUUCUCCAGUGACUCUGUGCUGCCACUGUCCACCUUAUGUGGAAAAAAGAAUGGCUUGUGAUGUUUGUGACCGCUUGCUGCUGUUUGUUCAACAGUCCUUCAGAGAGGGACAUAAAACUGGAACUGUAGGACUGCUGCACCUUUUCCCUCUGCAUUCCCUAUUGUGUACAAAACUCUGUCCAAUAAUUGAGCUGUAUGUGAAUCAUGUGACUUUUGUUUUCAGGCCCUGUUUUGUUGGUAAUUACAGCGUGUAAACCGAAAUGGUUUCAUCGGAUUUGAAGUGUUUUAUCAUAUUGGCCUUUGUGUUUACAUGUGUGUUUGUUCACAAAGGAAUGUCCCUGACAUGAUCCCAGAAUAAACAGCUGGGUUCCCCCUACCUUUAUGAGAGUAGGGCGUUGUGCAGGCAUUACACUUUUUUGUUUGUAAGGUUUUAUUUUAUUGAUGUUUUAUUUUUAAGGAUGUUUAACAUUAGUUAAAGUCCUAAGUUGGAAUAUCUUUAAGAAUUAGAAGAUAAUUACUCUUUGAAAGGGUUUACUUGCAUUACAAUUCUAUCAUAUUAUCAUUAUCAGUGGCAUAAAAUGAUCACUCGAGUAUUACUGAACUAAUAACUGUAUUAAUGAAAAGUAAUUUGCUGUGUCCAACAGCAGCCUGAAAUGUGCCGAUGAUGCAUUUUGAAGCCCUGAUAUUAGUCUCUUAGAAACGGUGUUCCAUGCUGAAGGUGAUAUACUCUGUGUAAAACAGACGAAGUGUCCAGUAAGUUUAAAUGAUGUUUCAAGGAAGUUUAAUUGACCUGGUUUAUUUGGUUUCAUUUUCAUCAUCUUGCACUUGGCCAAUGAAAUGCGGACGCAUGAAUUUCUUAGCAUUUACUUUGCACAAUAUUCUGGUAGUUGGCCUGUAUGUAAAGUGUGUACUUUGACAUGUGGGUUUAAAUUUGUUGAAGGUAAAGAGGUUUGUUUUUUCAUUUUGAAGUUGAUUUUUUAAAUGUUAUGUUUUGUGUCUUUUAAGUUAAAUCUGGCAGGGAACCAAAUGGUGAGUGGAACUUCAAAUAAAAAAUAUUUAAUCAUA
Anoplopoma fimbria (sablefish) is the source of this 3286-nucleotide messenger RNA. RefSeq names its product NHL repeat-containing protein 3-like. The coding region runs from base 91 to 1152 and encodes 353 amino acids. NCBI's taxonomy places the organism in Eukaryota, Metazoa, Chordata, Actinopteri, Perciformes, Anoplopomatidae. Gene Ontology annotation, molecular function: ubiquitin protein ligase activity; protein binding; translation repressor activity. The transcript is spliced from 4 exons. Gene Ontology annotation, biological process: proteasome-mediated ubiquitin-dependent protein catabolic process; protein polyubiquitination; negative regulation of translation. The record is from RefSeq and is a predicted model, not a curated record.